This is a messenger RNA of Penicillium cosmopolitanum, 1965 nucleotides long. RefSeq names its product amidase family protein. Bases 1 to 1965 code for a protein of 654 amino acids. NCBI's taxonomy places the organism in Eukaryota, Fungi, Ascomycota, Eurotiomycetes, Eurotiales, Aspergillaceae. The record is from RefSeq and is a predicted model, not a curated record. The transcript is spliced from 2 exons.
AUGAGAAUGCCGGCACUUGAUGUUGAGGGGGCAUCAAAUACAAUCAACCUUGUCGAGGCCAGUGUGAAGGAGCUGCUUCGUGCUUUGAAUAUUCGUGCCAUAUCCAGCGUGCGACUCGUCUCACUCUACUUGCACCGAAUUGGAUACUACGAUUGUCGAGGUCCUUCGCUAAACUCAGUCUGUGUUCUGAAUCCGAAUGUAUUCCAGGAAGCCCAAGAAUCAGAUGACUAUCGGGCAACCGGUCAGCCACCAAGGCCCUUGGAAGGCAUUCCAUUCACAGUGAAGGACAGUUUCAAGGUCAAAGGCAUGACCGUAGCCGCCGGGUCUCCUGCAUUCAGCGAGCUGGUUGCCUCGGACGACGCAGCAAUCGUUUCACUCCUUCCCUAUGCAUCUGGCUCCUCCAACGGGUCUGGCACAUCAACAGCUGCAAGCUUCGCCGCUUUUGGACUUUCUGGAGAAACUGUUUCUUCGGGAAGGGCGCCGGCAUCGAAUAAUGCGCUCAUUGGAUACUCGCCGUCUCGGGGUUUGAUACCGAAUAGAGGCCAAUGGCCUCUUUACCCAACCUGCGAUGUUAUUGUGCCUCACACCCGAACAAUGGAAGAUCUGUUUACCCUCCUAGACGUCAUAGUGGCAGAUGAUAAGAUAUCAGCGGAAGGGAUUGACUUCUGGAGGAAUCAAAAGUUCGUUCCGAUCCCCCAUGCAUCAGACGUUCGACCUGUCAGCUUCAACUCUUUAGCGGAUCCGUAUUCACUUAUUGGGAAACGUGUUGCUGUUCCCAGGUGCUUUAUCGGUAUCCAAUCUGCAAAGCCGUCUCAUGUCUGCACGGAAUCUGUACAAAGGCUUUGGGAGAAUACGUGUACGACGCUGGAGGAUCUUGGAGCUACAGUCAUCGAGUCCGAUUUCCCUUUCCUCGAGCAGUAUACCAAAAAGGACUUUCCAGGACAAAGCUGCAAUGUGCCCGGGAUGCCCGACGACUGGAAUAGCAUUGAACGCUGUCAAAUGAUAGCCACUGCCUGGGAUGACUUCCUCCGACAGAACAACGACCCGAAUUGCUCAAGCCUUCCCGAGUCUGACCCUGACAAGAUCCAUCCACAUAUCGCCCCGAUGGACGAUCCGAUAAGAUUUACCGAGGCAAACAAUCAAGUUCGCUACUCUGAUAUGAUUGAUUUUGUCAGGAAUCGGACAAGUUCGAUUGAUACACUUUCUGGCACAAAGGAAGCUAUUCAGUCAUUGGAAAAUAUGCGGAAGAGAGAAUUCGAGGAUUGGAUGGAUUCUAAUGACUUCGACCUUCUCGCCUUUCCAACUAACGGAGAUGUUGCAUACGCCAAUUGUGAUGAGGAGAUUGAACCGCUGACCCAUGCUUUACAAGACGGGGUCAAGUAUUCUAACGGUGGAAGAUCUCUUAAGCAUUGUGGUAUCCCUUGCAUCACCGUCCCAAUGGGCACAAUGAAGAGUAAACGCAUGCCUGUGGGAGUCACAUUUGCAUCGAAGGCUUACUCGGACAACGAUCUCCUUCGCUAUGCAUAUUCAUACGAAGCAGCAACUCAUGCUCGAACAGUUCCAUUGUUGACUCCCCCAUUGCCGACAGACCAUAUUUCACUAUCUACGUUUCCCCAAACGGGUUCAAUGAAAGCCAGGCCUAUUCUCGAAAUCAGGACAGUAAGAAGUGAGCUGAUAAAGGGAGUGAAGCAGAAGAUCUGCCGUCGUGUCUCGAUGGAAGGCACUGUGCUAUCGAGCAUUCCAGAGGUUGGAGUGUCUUCUGUCCAGAUAUUUGUCAACGGUGAAGAAUCUCUCGUGGGCCAGUUCAGUCAUGAGAAGUGGAGAUGGGAAACGACGAUUUCUCGACCGGAACGACUUGAGCGAUUUCCAGAAAUCGGCCAAGUGCCAAAGAAUCAAUUUCUGGUUGUUGUGAUUGCUUCUUUGGCCAAUGGACGAUGUGCAGCUUCGAUGUUCUUGUUAGAUUGA